UUCCCGAAGCAACCCCACCGUUCCACCCCCUUUUCUGCCUUCCUUUCCCCGUGCAACAAACGCAAACGCGACCUAACGAAUCGAAUCAAAUUCGCCGUCCACCUCGUCGGCGUCGGCGCACCGGCCUCGAGCCCAGCCCCCCGUCCGAGUCCGAUCAGCCACCAGAGAUGCAGCACGGGAGCGGCGACUACGCCUCCUCCGCCCCCUCCGGCCACUACUACCAGCACCAGUACGCGGCCCCCGGCUCGAACCCCUAUCCAAUCGCCACGGACGCCACGGCGCCGGGGGCAGUGUCGGGGGGCUACGCCCCCGCGCCGUCCUACUCUCUCGGCGGCGGCUACCCUGACCAGCCGCCCUCCGCCCCGGUCUACUCGCAGGCACCCUCUGCCCCGGCCUACUCGCAGGCACCCUCCGCUCCGGCCUACACGCAGCCGCCGCCCCAGCCCCAGCACGCCCCCGGAUACUCGCCUUACAACACCAAUCUCAACACCUACCCGACAGAGGCGUAUUAUACCUACACGCCGCCGUCCACCCAGACCGCGGCCCCACCGCCUGCGGAGGCCAACUCCCCGGCGCUGCCCUACGACGCCCCGUACUACGGGGGUGGGUACCAGCCGCCGGCCGCGGGGUACGACAACGAUGAUUACCUGAACGAGGGUGCCUACGCUUACAGCGCCGGCGGUGGCUCGGAGCCGUACGGGGCGCGCGGCACGGCCCCUGCGCGGUCGGGAUCCGCGCUGUUUGAUGACUAUGGGCGGUCUAUCAGUGCCCCAUCUGAUGACUAUGGGCGGUCGAUCAGUGCCCCAUCUGGAUGGGAGGAGCAGCAGCCGUGGGGCAGUGGCGGCGGUGGCGGAGGUAGUGGGAGCUAUGGGGUGAUCGCAAAGGCCCUUCCAAAGGCGGAAACGCGUGAGGAUGCGAGUGGUGGUGCACAGAAGUUUCGGGUUAAGCUGCUGCCAGAGGGUGCUGGGAACUCUACUGACGUGCUUUGCCAGAUUGGUCUAGAUGGAAUUCGCAUGCUUGAUCCGAGUACAAGCAGGACCCUGAGGAUUUAUCCACUCGAUUCACUGACAAGAUGGGAGGUUUUGGAUGCAACUAUAUUUGCAUUCUGGGCGAAGACAUCAGUGGAUAUUGAACCAAAGAGAAUUAGGCUGAAGUCAAGCAGUUAUACUUCAAAUACUAUGCUUGACACUGUAACAGCAGCAACAGUGCAGUUUAAGGAGAUAGGUGCAGAUGCAAGAAGCAGAGGAGCAAUAGAAACUGGCAAACCCUUGGUACAAUCAAAUGAGAAAAAGAAAGGUUUUGAUUGGAUGUUUACAAAACCUGUUGAUGAAGUGAAAGACCAUUGGGUCCCAGAUGAGGUUGCCAAGAAAUGCCACUCGUGCGCUGUUGAUUUUAGCCCUUUCAAUCGCAGGCAUCAUUGUCGGAACUGUGGUGAAAUCUUUUGUGACAAAUGCAGCCAGGGAAGGAUUGCUCUGACGGCUGAGGAUAAUGCUCCACUUGUCCGAGUUUGUGAUAGAUGCAUGGCUGAGGUCACUCAAAGGCUUAGCAUUGCUAAGGAUGUUGCCAACAGAUCUGCAACUGUUCAAAGUCAUGAAGAUCUUGCAAGAAAACUGAAGGAGGAAAUGGAGAAAAACCGCAAGUCAUCAGCAUCUGGUGGUGGUGCGCCUGGUACCAGAAUGAGGGAAGUCGCGUGCCCUACCUGCACAGUCCAUCUUCAGGUUCAGGUUCCCACAUCUGGCUCAGAGACAGUGGAGUGUGGAGUGUGCCAGCAUGCCUUCCUUGUCAGCGCCAAUUGAUACACCGGGGAGAAGAUGCAUAUGCUAAAGAAAUUAUUCUGUUGACGAUUAUUCCUUUUUUUAUUAUGCUGUAUACAUAAUAGGUGUGUGUUCUGUCAGGCCGUACAUGUUUCCUUGAUUGUGUUGGUGAUCACGGUUAGGAUAUGUUACUUUUUUCCCUGUACAUGGGUGGAUUCCAAUUCGGGAGUAUUGCGGUGCUGGGUGUAUGCACAGAAUAUUAUACCAUUAGAUUAUACUUGGUAGAGAUUGAAGACUAUGCUCA
Zea mays is the source of this 2058-nucleotide messenger RNA. The record is from RefSeq and is a predicted model, not a curated record. NCBI's taxonomy places the organism in Eukaryota, Viridiplantae, Streptophyta, Magnoliopsida, Poales, Poaceae.